UGACAUACAAAACACUUAAAAGGGCUUUGCAAGUUCAGAAGAGCCUGUGAGCUUUAAUCCUUAAAUAGGCUACUUUGAGACGUGAACAGUGAGUGGCUUGUGACAGAAGGAAGAGAGGAAACGACAAAACCACUGUGUGUCUGACAUUUUCAUGUGCCUUCCUGGUUGGUUUUACUAAACUGGAAGAUUCUUUUAUUGAUAGCUCCAAGUGCCACUUUUAUUACAGGCUUGGGUCUUUUCAAUAUUAUACCAUACCGUUAAGACAUUGGAAUGCAUGGAGUAAGGGGCAGGCUCCCAAAGUGAUUUUCCAAUCUGUGUUUGCAGUUCCAGCCAAGUUCCCUUUUAAUGUAUGGAGCAGGCUAAGUUGAACAGACUCUCAGAAUAACACAGAAGUAAAACGCAGCUGCUGCUUUAAGUGGCACUGUGUGAUAAUAGGACUCUGCUGUUUACUGGGACUCAAGUGCCUGGGCUGGUGCGCACACAAGCAUUAUAUGAAAUCUGAAAGCAUGAGGAUAAAGGAGAUUUCUUUACGGCAAGACCCUGAUCUACGAAAGGAAUUGGCAUUGCUAGCUCGGGGAUGUGAUUUUGUUCUGCCUUCCAGAUUCAAGAAGAGACUCAAAGCUUUCCAGCAAGUCCAGGUUCAGUCAAAGAAGGAAGAACCUUUGACACCAUCUCUGAGCCAAAACAUUCCAACGUUUUAUUUUCCUCAUGGAUGUCCAAAAGAAAAAGUUAAUAUAGAUGUGGUCAUUGCUAAGAUAGAGAAAACUUUCUCCCAGUUUCCAAAUGAGCGAGCAACAUUAGAAGAUAUGGGUAAAGUUGCAAAGGCCUGUGAAUGUCCUCUUUACUGGAAAGGUCCCCUAUUUUAUAGUGCAGGAGGAGAGCGAACAGGAUUUAUAUCGGUUCAUAAAUUUGUUGCAAUGUGGCGGAAGAUACUACAGACGUGUCAUGAUGCCGCUGCCAAGUUUGUUCAUCUUCUAAAGAGCCCUGGAUGUAACUAUUUGGUACAAGAAGACUUCAUUCCAUUUUUACAAGAUGUGGUCAAUAGUCAUCCUAGUCUAGUCUUCUUAAAGGAAGCAUCAGAAUUUCAUUCUCGAUACAUUACAACAGUAAUACAAAGGAUAUUUUAUACAGUAAACAGGUCCUGGUCAGGAAGAAUCACUUGUAAUGAACUUAGGAAAAGCAGCUUUUUACAGAAUGUGGCAUUAUUGGAAGAGGAAGUAGAUAUUAACCAGCUGACAGAAUACUUCUCUUAUGAGCACUUCUAUGUAAUUUACUGCAAAUUUUGGGAGCUGGAUACAGACCAUGACCUUUAUAUUGAUCCAAAGGAUUUAGCUCGGCAUAAUGAUCAUGCUAUAUCUAAUAGGAUGAUAGAGAGGAUUUUCUCAGGAGCUGUAACAAGGGGGAGGAAAGUUCAGAAGGAAGGAAAAAUCAGCUACGCAGACUUUGUAUGGUUCUUGAUAUCAGAAGAAGACAAAAAGACCACAACCAGCAUUGAGUACUGGUUCCGCUGCAUGGACCUUGAUGGGGAUGGUGUAUUAUCGAUGUAUGAACUGCAAUACUUUUAUGAAGAACAGUGUCAAAAACUGGACAACAUGGCCAUUGAACCUCUGCCAUUUGAAGAUUGCCUUUGUCAGAUGCUUGAUCUUGUGAAGCCAGAAUGUGAAGGGAAAAUAACUCUUCAUGACUUAAAGAAAUGUAAGAUGGCAAAUGUGUUCUUUGAUACCUUUUUCAACAUUGAGAAAUAUUUAGACCAUGAGCAGAAGGAUCAGUUUUCUAUGUUGAGGGGCACUGAAAAUGAAAACCAAGAGAUGACAGAUUGGGAAAAAUACGCUGCUGAAGAGUAUGAUGUUCUAGUAGCUGAGGAAGCAGCUAGUGACCAAUGGAAUGACUGUUAUGAAGCUGAACUGAAUCCUGGAGAUCAUCAAAAGACCAACAUACUAAAAUAUCAGAUGGAGAAAAGGCCUUUCUUCGACAUGCCUUCCCAUUUGGCAGAUGUUGAUUUGGAUGAGUUUGAUUAUGAAGAAGACUUUGAAUAAAUUGUGGUGUUUGUACAAGAAUAAGGACUGCCUGCAGCAGGUCUGCUAAAUCUAUAUAGGGCUUUGUUUCCAGAAAAAGUAAACAGAGUUCUUUGUGCUGCAAUGAUUUAAUAUUUUAAUCAUUUAGAUAUUUGGGGGAAACAGUGCAUUUGUAUGGAAUGACAACUUUUUUGUAUUUAUUCAGUAGAUUGUUGCCUGUAAAAUAGAUUUAAAUUAUUUAUAGAUUAUUCUUCCUUUAAGGAAUUACAAUGUAUCUUGUUUAAAGUAAAUUUGCUAGCUCUUUUUCUACAAGAUACCAGAAUUUUCCCUUUCACCUACAGAAGUCCUUGCUCCUGCAGUCUCCAAGCAGAAAUGUAGUAACUUUGCCAAAGCGUCACUGGACAAGCUGGAUACACUGGUGCACGUAGCAAAAGAUAACUUGCCCUGAAAGAAGCUGCCCUUCCCCCUCUCUUUCUGUUCUUUUUAUUCCUUCAGCUUUCAUUUUGGCCUCCUGACUCCCGUUACAAAACUGGCUUUUAUCGCUCGCACUUGACUGUAGUGGAUGUUGUACUCCAUGUCAAGGGAAUCAAUUUUUAAACCUUAUGUGAGUUUUACUUGAUCUGUGAUGUGCACUAACCUUGUUAUGGGCAUUUAGUGUGUUUCUUCAAUGGUUAGCUAAUGACACAUUCCAUGAAUAUUAAUACCAAUGGUGUCAGAGCAGCUGAACAGUUUGAUGCUUUAUUUGCCUACUUCAGGUGAGAGAGACUGCUUACUGGAAUGGAUGUUGUUACUCCAGUUUUUGAAAAAGCAUACAGUUUGUAGUGCCUUAACUAUCCCGAUGUUCACAUGAGAAACUAAAUAUUAAGUGUUUAAACAAAAUUCUUGCCAUUAGAUUUUCAUGUUAAACAAAAAGGAUGUAAGCUAUUUUGUUUGCAGUGCAGAUCUGUUAAAAACAUUUAAUAUAUCAUGUUGGUAUUUUCAAAUAAAGUUUUUUUCAUAUAUGUAA
This is a messenger RNA of Elgaria multicarinata webbii, 3021 nucleotides long. It is a transcript of the gene PPP2R3B, whose product is annotated as protein phosphatase 2 regulatory subunit B''beta. Gene Ontology annotation, molecular function: protein phosphatase regulator activity; calcium ion binding. Gene Ontology annotation, cellular component: protein phosphatase type 2A complex. NCBI's taxonomy places the organism in Eukaryota, Metazoa, Chordata, Lepidosauria, Squamata, Anguidae. The transcript is spliced from 13 exons. The coding region runs from base 492 to 2036 and encodes 514 amino acids. Gene Ontology annotation, biological process: protein dephosphorylation. The record is from RefSeq and is a predicted model, not a curated record.